Cercospora beticola is the source of this 6031-nucleotide messenger RNA. RefSeq lists its product as uncharacterized. Gene Ontology annotation, molecular function: guanyl-nucleotide exchange factor activity. The record is from RefSeq and is a predicted model, not a curated record. Lineage: Eukaryota; Fungi; Ascomycota; Dothideomycetes; Mycosphaerellales; Mycosphaerellaceae.
CGCUGGGCAUCCUUCGCCGUCGCCUGCCAUAAUAAUCGCUCCCGCUGGACUGUGGUGUUUGCGCCGCAUCCCCACCAUUGACAUUGCCUCUGCUCGACCACCGCGCCGCCCACCGCCGACGACCGCUGCCGGAGACGCGGGAACACAAACAACCAGCGCGAGGCACGUGCGGGCAUCUGGGCACUGAAGCGGGCGAGCGAGCUCCACGAACCAUAAGGCUGUCUACCCGAUCCGAACGAUGCCCUCGACCUGCGCAACGAACCACCCUCCUGCGAGCGCAUAGAUCCGCGGUGUGUCCGCUGAGCAGUUGGAAGAAGCUGAACAGCCUGUUAUCGCCGCGCCUGAGGAAACCCAUGCGGAGCGCGCAGCACAUGCAGCUACAGCCUGCUGGCAGGUCUGCUUCGAUUGACGAUCCCACGUAAUUACACCUGCCACUGCACCACGCCAUUGCAGUCGCGUCGACUGUAGGGGAAUACGAACACCAUGUCGUACUAUCAAGGAGGGCACUAUCAGCAGCAGCCACCUCAACAGCCACCAUCGUCGCAGCAGCCGCAGCAAACGUACCAAUACGCCUACGAUGAUUAUCAGCAGCCGGCGCACAAUGGAGGACAGUACGGGCAGGCCCAGGAGCCAUAUCAGUAUCAGAGCCAGUCCGGGUACAGCCAAUACCCAAGUGGAGGUGGUCCGGUGCAACAGCCGGCGAGUGGAUAUGCCUACCAGCAGGAGCCAUAUCAGUCGCCGAGGGCUACGUCGUUCAGCUAUGCCCAGCAACCGGCCUAUAGUCAGCAGUACAAUCCACAGGAUUAUGCUCCACAACCAACGCACACGCAAUCGGCAUACCAGCAACCGACCUACAACCCGGCCGCCUAUGCUAGCGUAGGACAACAAUCUUCAUAUGGCAAUCAAUACAAUUCUGCCGCAUACGCGCAGACUGGUUUGAGUAGCACCAGUGGACCCGUGGAUCCAUAUGCCUACUCACCUGGUACCCAUUCGACGGCCAGCUUUUCCUCACAACCACCUCCCAGCAACUACGGGCAAUCUCCGCAGCUGCCUUAUAGCCCCCAAGCACAGCAGCAGUACAGUCCGCAGCCUCAGUCACACCAGUAUACCUACCCACAAAGUCCUCCUCCGCCACCGCCUCCAUCGCACACUGCUCCGUAUCCCAGUUAUGGCUAUUCUCAAGCUUCGCCUGGCGCGUCCACGAGUGCACCCUAUCCGAUUGGUGAUUAUCCGGCUCAACCCAGCCCUGCGUAUACCCAGACUGCGGUGAAUAUGCCGACAGCAAUACCCAGCUCGAGGCCUGACGAGACGUGGCUACCAUCGCCACCAAUACACGGGAGCUUAGAACACCGCCCGUCUGUGUCUCAUAGCUCCGGCGGAAGACCUUCGCCAAUAACAGGAGAGGCCGCGCCCCCUCCACCUGCGCAUGCACCUUCAAGGACUGGCACGUUGAACAGACAUCCACAAGAGCGCCCCUUGCCAUCGCGACCUGCAGCUAGCACUUCUCCAGAUUAUUUUGAUAAUGGUGGUGUUUCCAGAACACACACUGGUUUCAGUAGCAACGGCGGAGAUUUGAAUCAGACUCAGGAUGAGCUCUUUGACGAAUUGAUGGAGAUCACCUCCGGACGUGGUUCUCUCAGCGGACGAAGCCCAUCAAUAUCACUGAGUCAAGCCCCAGCACAAUACUCGCCCGUGGCUACUCGACAAGACAGCCGAGCAGGCCGUAAUGGCGCACUGAAUGGCCAUUUGUCCCCUGUAUCAGCUCAGCACAGGACUAAUGCUCAGUACAGCGACGACAGCGACGCUGAAGCGGCGCAAGGUCUUGCAAUGAUGCGCCAGGCAGAAGAAGAUGAGACACGCCGACAAAGUGGCGGAACGCAGGUCGGAUUCAGUAGUUUCGGUUCUCAGCAGCCAUCACGCUUCCAGCAAGGAGAUGCCCAUGACAGUGAUGGAAUCCCUGGAGUCGACAUGACCAGCAUCAGUGGCGGCUAUGAUGUGCAUCUGCCGUAUGGCGAUCCUCUGAGCAACCUUCCGCCUGGCAGAGACCCGAUCGAUGGAUACAACCACAACACUGGCAUUUCAAGCCAACAGAGCUCGAUGCGCAGAUCCCAUGCCUCGCAGUCCUCGAACCGCGGCGACUAUGGACACCGAACAGACUCACUACGGUACUUCAAUCCUCAAGCUCGUGUCGAGGUGGGCGGCACUGGCGGACUGUCCGAGCCAACCGCCGACGGCAGGCGACACAGUUACGAUGAGGGUGAUGAAUAUUCCUUCAUGGAAGGAUUACCUGAGAGGUUCCCAGAUGAGCCUCCGGACAUCGGAUUUCAAGCCGCCAGCGUGGCAUAUCCGUCUCGACCUCUGCCGGCAGUCCCCUAUCCCGAGGACGAGCUCCCUCAACCAGGUGCUGAUCACAAAGCGCUUCCACCGCUGCCGGGUCAGCCACCGUAUGCACCCGAUGCUUAUCCUGGUGCCUCUCAGGCACAACUCGUGCCAAGAUCAACAUCACUCGUGAAUCACAGCAGUACGCCGCAAGUGAUGCAGCCUCUGCGAUCCAAGACUGAUGCCGAAGAGCGGCGGAUCCGCCAACAGCAGCAGCGAAACUCUGGAUAUUCCACAGAACAGACAACGCCUGCAGCUGCCAGCAUGCUUGUCGAUCUGCCGGCAAUUGGGAAACGAUUUUCGGCUGUGAAGCUAGGUGCUGCCGACUUCAAGAAAUGUGAGGAACCAUGGGCCUUGACUCAGUUGCUGAAGUGGCUGCUGCAAGUAACGAACCCGGAACAGAACACGGAGCUCAAAGAAGCAGAUAUCAGAGAGGCCCUCGUCGCGCUUUUCACGAACAAAGUGCCCACUAUGAAUAUCGCUGAUGCAGAGACACUGAGCGGAAAUGUAGUCGACAACAUGUACAAGGCAAGCGUGCUUGUGGCUACAGAAGAAUGGGUCAAACUUCUCCCAGGACCAUUUUCCGGCGUAAUUUUCCAGCUUACAAAACUCGGCUGCUACUCGCCCACGGUACACAACCAUGUCAUUCCAAACAUGAGGUGUUACUCCCACCAUUGUCAACGGACCUUGAAGAAGAUCAACUUGCAAGCUGCACCUUCAACAACCUCGUCAAGCUGGCAAGAAUAUUACAAACUCAGCAAGGAAGAAAUGGAAGCACGAGACAAAAAAGAAGUCGAAAGGCAGAACAUCCUCCAUGAAAUCGUGUACACUGAGGAAGUCUUCAUGGCAAAUCUUGAUGUCCUGCGUGUGCUGUAUCGAGAUCAGCUUGCUCGCGUGGAACCCUCGGUCAUUACGCCGCAGCGUAAGGAUGGCUUCAUUCGCGCAGUCUUUGGCCGCGUCGAUACCGUUCGACAGGCUAAUGAAGAGCACCUGCUACCUCAACUGAGAUAUCGGCAACAAGAACAAGGGCCCUGGAUCCAAGGCUAUAGCGACAUCUUCCGACAAUGGAUCCGAAAGGCAAGAGCCGCUUACGUUGAUUACGCGACAGACUUCUCACGCGCAGAUCACCUCGUUCGUACUGAAAUGGAACGGAAUAUCGAGUUCAGAAAUUUUGUUGAUCGAUGUAGAGGCGACAGGAGAUCUAACAGAUUGCCGCUCGACAGCUUCCUGAAGUCGCCUAUCACUCGUCUUCAGAGAUACACCUUACUGCUGUCCACUGUGCUGAAGACGAUGCUGCAAGAAACACCAGAGAAGACCAAUCUUCAGCUUGCACUGGACGAGAUCAAAGCUGUGGCGUCCGAGUGUGACAGUCGCGUCGCAGAGCAGCAAAGGAAGAUUGAUCUUGCGGAUCUCGAAAAGAAGCUUGUCCUGCGACCAGGUAUGAAAAAGGAGGUUGAGCUCAACCUUGACCACUUUGGACGUUCUCUCAUACAUCGCGGUGAUCUACAAAGGAUGGGAAGCAGCAGAUUCAACUGGCUAGACUGCCACGUAUUACUGUUCGACCACUACUUGAUCCUCACGAAGACUAUUGUGCAACGAAUCGGCGAGACUGGCAGGAUUGAGAAGUACGAUGUGUCGAGGCUGCCCAUUCCGAUGGAUCUUCUCGUGCUUGAUAGCCGCGACGAACCUGCCGUGCAGAAGUCAAGCUAUGUGAAAGGCCUCACUUCUGUUAGAGAAGCAGCCGGUAGAGGUACUCCAGGCGAUCCUAAUGGGCUUGCUAGAGCACCUACUAAUAACCCGGUCGGCCCUGGUGCGUUGCAGCAUGUGAAUACAGGAGCAUCUGCGAACACGCUCCACACCGUGUCCUCAAUGGGCGAAGGCAGAGACGACAAAAUUCUGUACCCGUUCCGCAUCAAGCACUUGGGCAGAGACGUCUACACACUUUUUGCGUCAACGGAGCAAGCAAGAAGCGACUGGUGUCACAAAAUCAUCGAAGCAAAGAGGAAGCAUGCAGCAGCAUUGCACGCACAGAAUGCUGAGCCCUUCCGACUGCGGGUCAUGGCUGACUCUGCUUUCGUUUACGAUCCGUUCGGAGGCAGUGGCAGAGGUGUCACGAUACAAGGAACACCUCUUGAUCGUGCCAUCAAAGAGGUCGAUACUCGAUUCAAGGACACAGGCAGACCCGGACCAAUAUGCAGAGCACGAGUCAAUUGUGCUACUAGCUUCUCCACCCCCUACCCUGGCAAGCAGAUGAUUGCUGUCGGCACAGACUAUGGCGUUUUCGUCAGCGAGGUCGACAACCCUCGUGGUUGGACGAAGGCCAUAAACAUGCAGCGUGUAACACAGGUUGCGGUGCUUGAAGAGUUCAAUCUCUUCCUGCUGAUCUCUGACAAAUCGCUGAUAGCAUGCCAUCUCGAUGUCAUUUGUCCCACGUCGCUCAACGGUCCAACACCUGCCAACGACUCGGCACGAAAAGCACCUCAAAAGCUUUCCGGAUCAAAAGAUGUCGGUUUCUUCGCUACUGGACGAAUGAAGGAUCGUGUGCUUGUCUUCUACAAGAAACGAGAAAACCUCAACGCCGUCUUCAAGGUCCUCGAGCCCGUCUACCAAAAGUCGAGCGAGAAGAAAGGACGAGGGACAGCAGGUAUCUUCAAGCGCGGCACAACCGAGUUCUUCCGAGAGUAUGACGAAUUCUACAUCCCGACCGAAUGCACCGGCAUGAACCUCUUCCAUUCCAGCCUCGCAGUCAGCACAGCUCGUGGUUUUGAAGUCUUAACACUCGACAAGAAACAACCGUGGAGCGUGCCGGAUCUGAACGCAGAACACGUACAGAACAUCGCACAGCAUGUUAAGGAUCAACGAGCACUAAGAAUGCUACGACUCAGUGAACAGGAGUUCUUACUCUGCUACACGAACUGUGCAGUAUACAUUAACAAACACGGCGACGUUUCACGGUCAGUUAUCAUGCGCUUCGUGGGAAGUGCGAACCACGCAGCAUUGUAUGGACCUUACUUAGUGCUGUUCGAUAAUGAUUUUGUGGAGAUUCGGAAUGCGCAGAAUGGGAGGUUAAAGCAAAUUAUUGCGGGGAGGGAAGUCAAGUGUUUGGAUGAUGGGACGAAUUGGUCGGCGAAUUUGCCUCAUUUGCCGCAGGGGGCUAAUGGGAAUGCUGCUGCAAUAGGUGCUGCGGCUGCUGCUGUUGGGGGCAAUCGGACGUUGAAGUUGGUUAUGCAGCAUCCGGAGAUGGAGAAGACGCAGAUUGUGGUGGAGUUAUUGUUGAAUGAUAAUUUGAAGGAGUAAGGAGGUGGAAGAGGGAAAUGCUGUCAAGCAGGGGGUUGAAGGUUGGAGGAUGAUGCUGAUGAUGAUCUGAGAGAGGAAAAGACACCUGGAUACGGGACAUUGGUACCGACUCCCUGGGUCUCCUCUCGUUGGAAUGUGUAUAAAUCUUUUGUUUGCGAGAUACCAUUGCGUUGGGAAAAACUUUUGGCUUUGUUGUUGUUGCUGUGGUUGUGGUGCAGAGUCUUUUCCUGUACGGCGCAAAGGUGAAAGCAUAGGCAGAUCUAUAGCAAGAGCGACGAAUCGACAGACGUUGUUGUAGCUAGCUAUGUAGUCUGUGGACGUAUGUAUACCUCUCAGUGGUAAAUUUCCGAUGCCG